AUGGGGAGUAUUCUGGAGCCACCCAUAUCUAUUCUGGAGCAAUUUCUUCUUGAUAACUCUGGCGUGGACUUUGUGUGGGUACAUUUCAUGCCGUACACCGCGAAUACCCUUGUUCGAAUGCUUCCAAUUUCCACUUUUGUUCAUUUAAUAAAAGAGAAUGGGCUACUCUCAUUUCCCAAGGUCGCUUUCUUUGUGGCCCCGGGUGACAGGAUCGCUGAAGGGGGUUCUCUCUGUGGCAACUUCUACCUGCGGCCUGAUUUAACCUCAAUAUAUCUGCAGCCAGGCUCAAAUGGCACCCGGGCGACAAUUAGAACAUAUUCUGUCAAAAAGGAUGGGAAUCCCAUACCGGAAUGUCCCAAAGCGAAGUUGAAGGACUUGUACGCCAUCCUACAGCAGGAACUCUAUGAAUUGGAUGUCACCGCGCUGGUUGGCUUCGAGAUCGAAGUCGUGUUCCUGAAACACAGUUGUUGUAAUGGGAGGAGCGAAUACAAAAUUUUGAACAAUGAGCACGCUUUUUCUGAAGUGACAGCAGAGAAUUAUGAGUUCCUGGACCUGAUAGAAAGUAUUUCACGUGAGCUUACUGCUCUCGGCGUUCCUCUGCAACAGUUCCACGCCGAAUCUGCACCCGGCCAGUGGGAAUUUGUCUUGCCCCCGUUUUCUCCGCUCGAAUCAGUCACUGUACUGUUGAAGGCUCGAGAUACGAUUAUGGCUGUUGCUAGGUCAUUCGGUUACCGUGCAACACUACACCCUCGACUGAUGCCUGGCCAAAGUGGCACAGGAUGCCACACGCAUAUUUCAAUCAACUCAACGCAGAACGACUCCAAGAAACGAAUUGAAUCAUUUUUUGCUGGAAUCAUAUAUCACCUUCCAUCUGUCUUGGCUUUUACGCUGCCUCAAGAAGUCAGCUAUGAGCGGGUAAAGCCAGGCAUUUGGUCAGGUGGCGAGUACGCAGCCUGGGGAUGGGAAAAUAGGGAGACGCCUCUCAGACGGAUCGGGUUGACUCAUUUUGAAGUCAAAUUGGUCGACGGCCUUGCAAAUCCAUAUUUGGCGCUCUGCGCCCUUUUUGCAGCUGGGAUUGAUGGGAUUCGAUCAGGUCUGCCGUUGACCGGGGGCAAUUGCCCAAAGGCGCCCGAGGAACUUUCAGUUGACGAGCGGCAUCAACUAGGCGUUGAAGUACGAUUGCCAAAGACGCUUCAGGAUAGCCUGGAUGCCCUCGAAAAGAACACGAGGUUAUACGAGCUCAUGGGAGCUCCGAUAAUCUCAACGUAUACUACGGUGAAACGUGGGGAAAUGAAAGAACUCCGUGAAAUGAGCACGGAAGCCAGGCAGAAUUACUUAAUAUCUAGGUAUUAG
Molecule: messenger RNA, 1353 nt
Organism: Penicillium macrosclerotiorum
Lineage: Eukaryota; Fungi; Ascomycota; Eurotiomycetes; Eurotiales; Aspergillaceae
Product: FluG family protein
Exons: 1
Coding region: 1-1353 (450 amino acids)
Molecular function (GO): glutamine synthetase activity
Source: RefSeq, a predicted model, not a curated record